AUGAAGCCUACUGCCUUUAUCUACUCUCUUCUCGCUGCCUCCGUCACAGCCGUUCCCUUGGAGACCCAGCCACCCAAGCAGGUGACGGUGGCUCUAUCGAACGACCAGAGCGGUGCAUACGCCGGCGUCGCCUUUGCAGCCGAUGGAACUGACAGGGGCAUUCCCGCGCUCUAUAAGGGCACUCCAGUGGACAAAGAGGGAAAUAUCCUGGCCUCGUCGGCCCAGCUCACGGCCUUUCCCCAGACCAUCAAAUGCGUCAUCAAGAACAACGGCGUCCCAAUUGCGACCCUGACUGCGCAGAAUACAUAUGCCAACCUGAACCCCAAGUCCGGCCCUGUCCCAGUGAACCUGAACAACGGGGUGAUUAACUGUAUUGCAUGA
Molecule: messenger RNA, 381 nt
Organism: Aspergillus tanneri
Lineage: Eukaryota; Fungi; Ascomycota; Eurotiomycetes; Eurotiales; Aspergillaceae
Exons: 1
Coding region: 1-381 (126 amino acids)
Source: RefSeq, a predicted model, not a curated record